AUGGACGGGAUCGCGGGCUUGACGUGUUCCACCAUCUCCGGACUUGCUACGCCGAACGACGGCCAUGGCCUUGCUUAUCAGCCGGGGGUGCGGGAGUUUGGUGCCGGGCCAAAGUUUGUUGAGUUCUGGCUAGAUUCGGGCCCACCGGCACAGCCGGGUCCGGCGACCGAAGCCGGCGGCAGUAAGGCGAAGAAGAAGAAGAAGGGUGGGAGAGGGCCAAGCCCCAACGCCGCAGCCGCGUCGUCAUCACCGGGAGGACGAACCUUGUCCUUCGCAUACUCAUCCGUAUCUCGCUUACACACCACAGCGUAUGGUAAAGCUCUUCAAAAGCCGGAUCUCCCUGUUGUCAACGUCGGAACGCGGGAGAAGCCGACGUACCUCCCUCCCGAUGUCUGUAUCGCCAUGCCAGGCCAGAGCGUCGAUUCCAAGCUAGACCCCGGCCAAACCCGGCAGAUGAUUCGGUUUGCCGUCCGCAAACCGGCAGACAAUGCCAACUCGAUUGUCUACGAGGGGCUGAGCAUCGUCGGUCUUUCAGACACGAACGCCCUAUUGAACAAAUUCGGCGUUUCCGUCAACCCCAACCUGAUCACCGUCCCAGGGCGAGUGCUGGACGAACCUAAGGUUCUCUAUAAAGCCAAAAAAUUCGCCCAAGUCCGGUUCGGCGGCUGGAAUAUGGUCGACGUGAAGUUCAACACGGCCGGAACGCUGAAUGUGUGGUCAUACUUCAUGAUCUCGUUGCCCACCCACCGAAACGCACUCGACCAGGCCAGUCUAGCGGCGGCCGUCAAGCAAUUCGCAGAUUUGCUAAUCAAGAGAGGGAUCCCUGUGGCCGCUCCCUUGCAGGGCCAGAGGGUAGAGCUAAACAGCCCCGAGGAUGCCCGUUUAGAGCAGCGCCUGGAGAAGAAGGGGCUCCCGCGCCUGACCGUCGUUAUCGUCGGCAAGCGACACCACACGCGCUUCUACGCGAGCCGAGAAGGGGACGCGGACCGGUCGUCGAACCCCAAACCGGGGACGGUGUCUCACGCCGCCAUUCAGGGCACGGCGCGGCCGGCGCAUUACUUUGUCCUUUUGGACGAAAUCUUCCGCGCGCGGUAUGCCAAAACGGUGCCGCCGCCAUUCCAGAAUGUUGCCGAUGUGCUCGAGGCGCUGACGCAAAGCAUGUGCUACACGUACGGGAGGGCGGCUAAAGCGGCCUUUAAGACGCCGAGCCAGUCGAUGGCGGGGAGUGUUGGAGCGGAGCCGGCGGCGAUGACGAGCGAGGAUGUGCUGAUCCAUGCGGAGCGUAGGCUUCGCAGCCAGGUGCAAUUGAUGCUAUGGACUGAAGACUUUUCUAUGGGGAGGGAAAGGGAGAAAGGCGCAGAGCGCGGGACACGCGAUGCGGAAGAAAAGGUGGUGCGGUGUCUUGUCGCACGGGCUGUUCCGCGGCGCGUGCUCACGUGGAUACCUGCGGCGUGCGGUCAACUGCCCUGGGCCGUCACAACAGACACUGGUUCAAGCGCAACGCUCUCAGCGAUAAUAUGA
This is a messenger RNA of Gaeumannomyces tritici R3-111a-1, 1521 nucleotides long. RefSeq lists its product as hypothetical. The record is from RefSeq and is a predicted model, not a curated record. NCBI's taxonomy places the organism in Eukaryota, Fungi, Ascomycota, Sordariomycetes, Magnaporthales, Magnaporthaceae. The transcript has 7 exons. Gene Ontology annotation, molecular function: RNA binding; protein binding. The coding region runs from base 1 to 1521 and encodes 506 amino acids.